UACACCAUACGGACUCGACGAAAGCUAAGGAGAGGAACAUUUUCUGAAAUAUUCCGAAAACUGUCAGCAGUUUUCCAACAUAAUUUAUUUUCAUUUGAAGUUAGUUACCUCUCUAUAGGACGUGCUCAAAAUUUUGAGUAACGUAGGUUAUCAAUUCACCAGCACAUUGAGACGAGGCGAGUUUCGUUGAACAGCAGCUAAUUUGUCAGGUGACUGUUUAACGACCUGGUACUUCAUCUGCAGCAGUCGAAAUGGACAGCCAUCUACGUGCAUCCGCAAUCGUCUUUGCCGGCAUGCUUCUUGUGUGCCACCUCGUAUCUACUGAUUGCGCAGCUGUUCACAGUCGGAGAGCAGUGGCGGAGACGAGCCCAUCUGUUAACCUGUCAUUGGUGAAGACCUGUCACAGCAGCACACCAUGUGGCUGGGCCGUCUAUGUGCCGUUCACACGCCGUGUGGAUUACUUUAUGAAGAACACAUGCGAGUGCCCACAAGGAAAAGCCUGCUUGCGGUCAGAUGAUGACCUGUCUGUCAGCGCGUACGUAUAUCGGUGCCACGAGGACACGUCACAACAUGGAGAUGUCGAUGACGAACACGCUUCCUGAAGUCUUCGCCCUCCCACCUUCCCUCUUACAGUAAAUACGGAAGGAAGAAUAUACUUCUGAGGGUGUUGUCCAGGUGAUGGAAGAUUCCCAUCGUGGUCGCCUGUUUCCGCAGAUCCAGGCAGCUCUCCUCGUAACUGCAUCGCUGCCACCAUUAGCUACGUUUUUUAGUUCUUUAGUUAUAAGACGUAUUUUCAUUUCCUUUUGCAAAAGAUUAGUAGUCGUAUGCUGUGACGGUGUCAGAACAUCUCAUUUGGGGAGACAUUACCAACUUUGACGGUUGUGAAACGUCACCUCAUACAAGAGAAAUGAUUUACUAAUUGGGUAAAAAAUAUAGUAUGUCUAUAAAAAUGUUGCAACAAUUUUUGGGUGUUUGUUUGAAUCUUUUAACUGUUGUAAAAAGAUUAAGUUUUUUAAAUAGACAAAAUUACAUAGUAUGCCAGUGGAUCAAGAGCUUGCAAAGAGUAAUUCCUAAAACUGGUUUUUCGAGUUCUAAAUGCACCGCAUUAUAUCAGAUUACAAAACGAGAAUGCUCGCCAAUGUCAUAAAUCUCUGCUUAUGGAAUGAUUUGUCUUAUAUCCUAAAUAUCAUAAACAUUCGUCCACGUCUUAAAAUGUGCAUCAAUAUUUACUACUUUACAUAUCCGGGAGGGCGUCUUGGCUGUUUGUGUCCUCAAACACGCUGCUAAACAACAUAAACCUAAAAUCAAUCAAAUAUUGGCAUUAGGACUCUAUAACUGAUUUUCCGAAAGAUAUCCUUAUUUCUAUUUCAGGUUAACUGAAAAUGAUUAUUAACAAUGAAUUCUCUAGAAGGGCAUUUGGAAACUAAUGCUGCUUCCAUACCACUGGAAUGAUUAAACAUUAGUUUUUUUGUUUGUAAUAAAAAUUAAGUUGAAAAAACUCCCAAUAAACAAUCAGAGUAUUUUAAAACAAAAGUUUCACUUAGGCCUAAAUGCGAUGCAGUACGAUGGAAAUAAUAUUUAUGUCAUUCAUGACAAUUUGUAGUUUUUAAUUACUUAAACUUAAUUACUGUUGUGUGUACAUACUAUAUUUUAUUUAAUGACGAAUAUUGCAUAGUGGACUCUCUAGAAUAAACAUUCUGAAACAGACGAUAUGCA
Zootermopsis nevadensis is the source of this 1716-nucleotide messenger RNA. RefSeq lists its product as uncharacterized. Lineage: Eukaryota; Metazoa; Arthropoda; Insecta; Blattodea; Termopsidae. The record is from RefSeq and is a predicted model, not a curated record.